CGGCUGCUCAUUCUAGAGAUGGAUUUGCCAUUUGACAUUAACCAAAGAUUCGUAUACGAAUCGAUCGUAAUUGCUCAAUUUCUUCAUUUGAUAUUGAGUGCUGAGGCAAUCGGUUUACUGAAUGCCCUCCUUAUAAAUCUGAUACUGCAUAUAGGCGGUCAAAUCGAUAUUCUUCGUGAGAGUUUGAUAGAAUUUUUUCCGAAGAAAGGAAAGCGCAGUCCGAGUCAUUUUACGGUAAGAAAAGUAAUCCAGGAACAUCAGAAAAUCAUCGUCUUCUCAGAGCACAUCGAAGACCUGUAUUCGUUUAUUGCGAUGGUGCUGUUCGUAUCGGAUACCCUGAUUAUCUGCUGCUUAGGUUUUACUAUUGUCUCGUCGAUCGGUCAACCUGAUGCUACAAAAAAUAUAAUUAGGCUUGUCUUAUUUUAUCUCGUUAUGAAUAUGGAGGCAUUCGUAUUUUGUUUCGCUGGAGAAUACUUGAGUUCUAAGAGCAAAAGUAUCGGAGAUGCUGCCUACGAUUCCCUCUGGUACGAAUCAGAUUCCAGAGACAGUCGAAUUAUAUUGUUCUUGAUAAUGAGGUCGCAAAAUCAAUUAACCAUUACAAUUGGAAAGAUAAUGAAUUUAUCUUUGGGGCGAUUUAAUAGAAUUAUCAGAGCUUCAGCGUCCUACAUAUCGGUCCUACUUGCAAUGUAG
Molecule: messenger RNA, 690 nt
Organism: Wasmannia auropunctata (little fire ant)
Lineage: Eukaryota; Metazoa; Arthropoda; Insecta; Hymenoptera; Formicidae
Product: odorant receptor 67c-like
Exons: 5
Coding region: 19-690 (223 amino acids)
Biological process (GO): detection of chemical stimulus involved in sensory perception of smell; sensory perception of smell
Cellular component (GO): plasma membrane
Molecular function (GO): olfactory receptor activity; odorant binding
Source: RefSeq, a predicted model, not a curated record